Molecule: messenger RNA, 1012 nt
Organism: Coregonus clupeaformis (lake whitefish)
Lineage: Eukaryota; Metazoa; Chordata; Actinopteri; Salmoniformes; Salmonidae
Gene: dtx3la
Product: deltex E3 ubiquitin ligase 3L1
Exons: 5
Coding region: 236-748 (170 amino acids)
Biological process (GO): Notch signaling pathway; protein ubiquitination
Source: RefSeq, a predicted model, not a curated record
CACACGACAGGACUGCCAGCAUUUUUGUCAAAAACAUUUGACCGCAGCAUAGUACUCAGGUGAUGGCUUGGUAGAGGAGACAGAGUUACUCAGAACCAGUCCCAGACCGUAAUGGUUAGUAUUAGGAUGAGCUGAAUGAACGUGGUCUGAGCUACAGGACCAGAGGAGGACAUAGGGCCCUUGAAGAGAAACCCCAGGAGUAACAAGGCUGUGGAGACAGUCACACAGCCCUGCUAUGGGUGCUCAACAAGAUAAAAUGUACUGCACCAGGUACCUGGAUGGACAGGGACCCCCAGCACUGAUAGACCAAGCUAAUGGGGACGUGAAGGGGAGCUAUGCUGAGGUGUCCGAGGGCAGCCAGCCAGAGGGGCAGAUGACAUGGGUCAUUCUACACAGAGACCUCCCUGGAUACCCAGGGGACAACACCAUACAGAUCAAUUAUGUUUUUGCAGAUGGAAUACAAACAGACAAGCAUCCCAAUCCAGGGCAGACGUUUUUGGGAAUGAGGACAUUGGCGUAUUUGCCCGACAACCGCGAUGGAAGGAGGAUCCUGAGGCUAUUGGAUAAGGCCUUCUACCAGAGACUGGUCUUUACUGUAGCAACCAAUGAGAAUGGAGAGAAUAUGGUCACAUGGGCAGAUAUACCCCAUAAAACAACCCCUGAGGCAGGAAAAGACAGUGACAGCUAUCCAGACCCAGACUACCUGAAGACAGUGAGGAAAAUACUGAAAGACAAAGGCAUCGAAUGAGAGGCGACUAUGAACCAGUCAGCAUCAGUUAUCAACACUGUCAACAUCAACAGUAAUGUCUGAAAGGUGAUGAAUGCUUUGUCGUAGCCUACAGGUCCUGGUGUACAAUAAGACCUCUACAGCAGGUUUACAUACAAGUUUAUUAGCUGCUAUAAUGUAUCGUGUGGGUUUUGUUUCUUGAAAGCUUUGAUCAUAUAUUUGUAUUUUAGAUUACAGUGUCCUUACGUGCAAUGUACAAUAAACAGCUGUUUGCUGUACACUCCC